AUGCAGCUGCGCCGUCACAGCAGCGAGGCUCACAAGCUGCUGCUGCAGCAAGCAGCAGCAGCAGCAGCAGCAGCAGCAGAUGCUGCUGCUGCUGCUGCUGCUGGUAAGGAGAUGCAGCAGCAAAGACAAAGGUCUCCUCUUGCAGAAACAGCAGCAAGCGAAACGGAGACAGUUGACACCCCGACAGAGACAACAUAUACACCUGCUGCUGCUGCUGCUGCUGCUGCUGCUGGUGAUGCUCGUGCUGCUGCUGCUGCUGCUGCAGAGUCGGAGACGCAUGCAGCAGCAGCAGCAGCAACAACAGCAGCAAGAGCAGAAGCAACAGCAGCAGCAACAAAAGCUGCAGCAGAGGAGAAACGAAAAUGUCCUGCUGCUCUCCUUCCUAUUUUCUGCUGCACUCAGCAGCAGCAGCAACAGCAGCAGCAGCAGCAGCAGCAACAGCAGCAGCAGCAGCAGCAGCAGCAAGAGCUGCAGCAAAGGUCUUCGCUCGAAGACGUGCUGCGUCUGCUGCCGUCAACGCCGGUAGCAGCGAGGGCCUCUCAUCGCCACAUAUUUCAGCAGCAGCAGCAGCAGCAGCAGCAGCACGAAGAGCAGCAGCAGCAGCAGCAACAGCAGCAGCAGCAGCAGCAGCAGCAGAGCUUGCAUGAUGCAUGCGAACCUGAAGGGCCCUAUCCUAGAUGCUGGGGAGCAGCAGUAUCUAUAGCAGCAGCACAAUAUGUCCUCAGCAGCAGCAGCAGCAGCAGCAGAAGCAGCAGCAGGGAGCCGCUUUCGCAGCUGCUGCUGCUACUGCAGCAGCAGCAGCAGCAGCGGCUACGGCAGCAGCAGCAGCAACCAAAAUAUUUGUAUAUAGGACAAAGAAGAGGCAGCAGCAGUUCAGGUGUACAGGCAGCUCCCUCUCUCCCCCCCUGGCGAGCAGCAUCGCGCUGCUGCAGACAACCAACGCAGCAGCAGCAGCAGCAGCAGCAGCAGCAGCAGCAUGUGCUGCUGCUGCAACAGCAGCAGCAACAACAACAGGUCAUGCAGCACCAACGGCAACACACCAGCCAACAGCAACGCCAAAACCACCUCCAGCAGCAGCAGCAGCAGCAACAGCAGCAGCAGCAGCAGCAGCAGCAUUUGUUGUUUCAGCAGCAGCAGCCCUGGAUGCAGCAGAGGCCCUGGCAACAGCAGCAGCAGCAGCAGCAGACAUGGCUGCAGCAGCACCAACAUCAGCAGCAGCUGCACCAGCAGCAGCAACCGCAUAUCUACCACUUUCAGCAGCAACGUGUGCUGCAGCAGCAGCAGCAGCGACAGCAAUGGUACCCACAGCAGCAGCGGCAGCAGCAGCAGCAGCAGCGGCAGCAGCGGCAGCAGCAGCAGCAGCAGCAGCAGCAGCAGCAGCAGCGCUUUACAUUUAGCUCGAUCCGCUGCUGCAGUAGAAGACUAAAUACAGCAUGGCCACCAGGCAAGCAGCAGCAGCAGCAGCAGCAGCAGCAGCAGCAGCAGCAGCAACUGCAGCAGCGGCAGGUGCUUCAUCCGCAACAACAACAACAACAGCAGCAGCAGCAGCUGCUGCUGCAUACGCGUCAGAGAUGUCGACAGAGGCAGCAGCAGCAGCAGCAGCAGCAGCAGCAGCAGCACUUGCAGCAGCAGCCGCAGCGCCUGCAGCAGUUCUGGCGGCCUGUUGCCCUCAAGAAGCAGUGA
Messenger RNA from Eimeria mitis, 1683 nucleotides. RefSeq lists its product as uncharacterized. The record is from RefSeq and is a predicted model, not a curated record. Lineage: Eukaryota; Apicomplexa; Conoidasida; Eucoccidiorida; Eimeriidae. The coding region runs from base 1 to 1683 and encodes 560 amino acids. The transcript has a single exon.